CCUGCCAGUGUUGUUUUACAGACGCCGAUCGAGGGGGUCAGAACUUGUUGGACAUUUUGAGACGAUCACAGCAACAUCGUUGACGGGGAGAGUUGUAUCCGUCAUAUUCUGAGAAUGAGGACUUGGCCGUUGUUGCUUGUCGUCACGGCUGCCGUUGUGGCGGUCGUGUUUGCAGAGGAGGAUGAUCAAAGUCAUCAUCUGACAAAGCGUAGUCGAUCACGCGAACGUAUGGAUUACGGGUGCACGAGCUGCUUUGGCCGAGGCAGUCGAGAAGGUCGUCGGUACGGAGGCCGCAGUCGCGGAGGUUACAGUCAUGGAGGUCAUAGUCAUGGACAUAGUAGUGGAGGGCGGAGUCGUGGAGGAAGACGCAGCAGGGGUCGACAUAGUCGAGGUCGUAGUGGAGGGAGAAGCAGACGUGGCCACUCCUCGGAGUCAGACGAGUACGAUAAUGGUGGACAACCAUCUUGCAGGUGCCCGUUCCAGUUUCAAGGUCAACAGGGACGGAGCCAAGGACCACAGUUUGGUUCAGUAGGCUACGGGCGUCAAGGCGGACACAGUGACGGAUUCUACCGUCAGUGGUACAGAGCUUUCUCCACCCACCCCUGCUGCGGAGGUAGGACUGGCACCAUCACCUUCCUUCAGAGAACACAAGGAUCUCGCCAGGGGCCCCGGUAACGUCUUAAAUAGCACAACACUGCCAAUAAUGUGUUGAGCUAUGACGUCAUCAAUAAAAAUUCACCUGAGAAA
Messenger RNA from Haliotis rubra (blacklip abalone), 747 nucleotides. Its product is annotated as keratin, type I cytoskeletal 9-like. The record is from RefSeq and is a predicted model, not a curated record. The coding region runs from base 115 to 675 and encodes 186 amino acids. The transcript has 3 exons. Lineage: Eukaryota; Metazoa; Mollusca; Gastropoda; Lepetellida; Haliotidae.